This is a messenger RNA of Eupeodes corollae, 2952 nucleotides long. RefSeq lists its product as uncharacterized. The record is from RefSeq and is a predicted model, not a curated record. Lineage: Eukaryota; Metazoa; Arthropoda; Insecta; Diptera; Syrphidae. The transcript is spliced from 2 exons. Gene Ontology annotation, molecular function: zinc ion binding; nucleic acid binding. The coding region runs from base 1 to 2952 and encodes 983 amino acids.
AUGACCUCGACAUCAUCUCCAUUGGAAAUUUUAAAAGAAGAAGAGGACCCAUCUGAUUCCGAAGUAAAAAGUGAAAAUCUUCAGUCAAAAAAAGAAAUCACACCAAAGACAAAUAUGUCAUUUCUUGGAAAUAUAAAUGAGUUUGCCCCUGGUGAGGAUUUUGUGGCGUACAAGGACAGAGUGCAGCAAUAUUUUAUUGCUAAUAAAAUUGCAGCCGAAAUACAGACUCCAGUGUUCAUUACUUUGGUCGGUUCAGAAGUGUAUAAAGUGCUUAAAUCUCUGGCCGCACCAGCAUUACCAAGCUCCAAACCAUUCACCGAAUUGAUAGGUUUACUAGAGCAGCACUAUGCUCCCAAGCAUAACAAGAGAGCCGAACGAUUCAAGUUCCAAAAAGCGAAGCAGGAGGACGGUGAGUCAAUUUCCGACUUCAUCAUAAAGCUCAGAAAUCUAGCUGAGACAUGCAGGUUUGGAGACUUUAUUGACGACUCAGUGUCAAAUACAGCCAGCUUGCGAAAUCUGGCAUUAGAAGAUGCUCUAGUGGACAAAUUUAUCGUGGGGCUAAGGAACGAUCGUAUUCAGCAGAACAUCUUAACAGAUGACAGCCGCACGUUUGAUAAAUGCUGUGAAAUUGCGUUAAACAUGGAGAUGUCUGAGAGAGAGCAACGAUCAAUGCAUCCACGUGGCAGCGAAGUUCAUGUCAUAAGGGAAAAAAACAAGGCUGUCACAACUCAAGUUAAAACAAAACAAAAUAACAUGAGAAGCAAUCUUAACAAUAAAUGUUCGCAUUGUGGAAAAAAUCAUUUUGAACGAGACUGUCCAGCAAAAAAUUGGAGUUGCUUUAAGUGUAAUAGAAGAGGGCACACUGCAAACAUGUGCUGGGUUGGUGGCAAGCGUGAUGGUGGAGGAGCUGGUGGCAGUAGCAGUAGCAGAAAAGAUGGUGGUGGAGCUAAGCGGAGCGUAAGAUCUAUUCAGGUCAUCAACAGUGUUAAAGCAUCAGAAAAAGGGCUCAAGGUGGAAGUCAAACUGUGUGGAGUGUCAUUUCAAAUGGAGGUUGAUACGGGAGCAGCUAUGUCUGUUAUAUCUUUUAUUGAACUUAGAGAUAAGUUACCAUAUAUUUCUAUUCUUUCUAGUGAUAUAAAAAUUUGUACCAUUUCAGAAUUUGAGGUUAAAGUUGUGGGCAAGGUGGAGCUGGACGUGGAGUUUCAAGGGACUACUGGAAAAUUGGAGAUCGUGGUAGUAAAUAGCCCAGCUUUCACACCACUUUUUGGUAGAACGUGGUUGGAUAAAUUUAUUCCGAGUUGGAGGCAAAAACUUUUGUGUAAAAGUGAGUUAAUUAAUUAUAUAGAAAACAAAAAAAAUGAAAGUAGUACAUGCGAUGAGCUUUUAUCGGAAAUUAGAGAAAAAUGUCCAUGUGUCGUUUCGAGUGAUCCUAAUCAGAUGAUAGUGGGCUAUGAAGCCGAAAUAAAUAUAGAGCCAGAUGCUGUCCCCAUCUUUUGUAAAGCGUAUAUGGUUCCAUUUAGGUUACGUGAAGCUGUUAAGGUCGAGUUAAAUAGACUUAUUUCUAUAGGCACUCUUGAACCUGUCAACCACAGUAGGUGGGCAUCACCAAUAGUGUGUGUUCCAAAACAGAAUGGUGAGAUUAGGUUGUGCAUUGACUGUAAAGUAACAGUCAACAAAUACAUUCUUUUAUCGCAUUAUCCGUUAAAUAAUGUUGAAGAUAUUUUCGCAAAUUUGCCAAACUGUUCAGUUUAUUGCGUAUUGGAUAUGGCUGGCGCCUUCCAACAGCUUGUGUUAACUCCAGAGUCGCGAGAACUUUUGACUAUAAACACUGAUCAGGGUCUUUUACAAUACACUAGGCUGCCGUUCGGUGUGUCAUGUGCUCCUUCAAUAUUUCAAUCGGUGAUUGAUAGAAUUUUAGAUGGCAUUCAAGGUGUAUGGGCGUUUAUUGAUGAUGUCGUCAUUGGAGCAGAGUCUGUUGAAAAGUGUAAAGAGAAACUAUUCAAGGUUCUUAAAAGGUUAAAUGAUCACAAAGUCAGAAUAAAUUUAGCUAAAUGCGUAUUUCUAAAACCUACAGUAGAGUAUUUAGGUCAUAUUAUUGGGAAAAAUGAAGUGCGACCAAAUCCCAAAAAGGUAGAAGCUAUUACAAAAGCUCCUUGUCCUACAAAUGUUAAAGAGCUUCAAUCAUAUUUAGGGCUUUUAAAUUUCUAUCGAAGGUUUAUACCUGAUUUGUCAGGAAAGUUAAGGAGUAUGUACAAUUUGCUACAAAAAAAUACAAAAUUUGUGUGGAAUAAAAGUUGUCAGGAAGAGUUUAAUAGAUCAAAGGAACUUAUCGUAAAAAAUAAUGUUCUAGAACUAUACGACAAGGAUAAACCAAUUAUAAUUAGUACAGAUGCAAGUCCAUAUGGCGUUGCAGCAGUACUUUUGCAUGUCGUUGAGGGUGUAGAAAAACCGGUGUUAUUUGCAAGUAGUACUCUAAGCGAUUCUGAAAAGAAUUACUCACAGUUACAUCGAGAGGCUUUGGCAGUUAUGUUUGCGGUGAAGAAGUUUUUUAAGUAUAUUUAUGGCAAACACUUUGUAAUCUAUACCGACAACCAAGCCUUAAAGGAGAUAUUUAAUCCAAAGAAAGGCACUCCUUCGGUCGCUGUGGCAAGAUUACAAAGAUGGGCAAUAACGCUUUCAACUUUUGAUUAUUCAAUCAAACAUAAACCUGCUAGAGAACUAGCAUUUGUUGAUGCCUUGUCACGUCUUCCUAUUCCAGGUACCACGGAUGUUGAAACAAUUUGCAUUAAUUCAAUAAAUUUUUUUGAAGAACUUCCUGUGGAUAAAGAGUUAAUUCGAGCUGAGACGAAAAAAGAUGUAGAACUUUCUCAAAUAUAUGAAUUUAUAAGAACCGGGUGGCCAAAGCAGGACAAGAAUUGUCAUUCCAUCAAAAUUAAGAAUGCAGGUGCUUAA